Messenger RNA from Carlito syrichta (Philippine tarsier), 3737 nucleotides. It is a transcript of the gene PIAS2, whose product is annotated as protein inhibitor of activated STAT 2. NCBI's taxonomy places the organism in Eukaryota, Metazoa, Chordata, Mammalia, Primates, Tarsiidae. The coding region runs from base 1 to 1842 and encodes 613 amino acids. Gene Ontology annotation, biological process: protein sumoylation; regulation of transcription by RNA polymerase II. Gene Ontology annotation, molecular function: zinc ion binding; SUMO ligase activity; transcription coregulator activity. The transcript has 13 exons. The record is from RefSeq and is a predicted model, not a curated record.
AUGGUCUCCAGCUUUAGGGUGUCUGAGCUGCAAGUGCUACUGGGCUUUGCUGGACGGAACAAGAGUGGCCGCAAGCAUGACCUCCUGAUGCGGGCGCUGCACCUGCUCAAGAGCGGCUGCAGCCCUGCCGUCCAGGUCAAGAUCCGAGAGCUGUACCGGCGCCGCUACCCGCGGACUCUGGAGGGCCUGUCUGACUUGUCUGCCAUCAAGCCGUCAGUUUUCACCCUGGACGGGGGCUCCUCGCCAGUGGAGCCCGAACUGGCCGUGGCUGGGAUCCACACGUUGCCUUCCACGUCCGUGACGUCGCGCUCCCCGUCCUCCCCCGUGGGCUCUGUGCUGCUCCAGGACGCCAAGCCUGCCUUUGAGAUGCAGCAGCCAUCCCCGCCGAUGCCUCCUGUCCACCCCGACGUGCAGCUGAAAAACCUGCCCUUCUAUGACAUCCUCGAUGUGCUCAUCAAGCCCACGAGUUUAGUUCAAAGCAGUAUUCAGCGAUUUCAAGAGAAGUUUUUUAUUUUUGCUUUGACACCUCAACAAGUUAGAGAAAUAUGCAUAUCCAGGGAUUUUUUGCCAGGUGGGAGGAGAGAUUAUACGGUCCAAGUUCAGUUGAGACUUUGCCUGGCAGAGACAAGUUGCCCUCAAGAAGAUAACUACCCAAAUAGUUUGUGUAUAAAAGUAAAUGGGAAGCUGUUUCCUUUGCCUGGCUACGCACCACCCCCUAAAAACGGGAUUGAGCAGAAGCGUCCUGGCCGCCCCCUAAACAUCACGUCUCUAGUUAGGCUGUCUUCAGCUGUGCCAAACCAGAUUUCCAUUUCUUGGGCAUCGGAAAUUGGGAAGAAUUACUCCAUGUCUGUAUAUCUCGUACGACAGCUCACAUCAGCCAUGUUAUUACAGAGAUUAAAAAUGAAAGGUAUUAGAAACCCUGAUCAUUCCAGAGCACUAAUUAAAGAGAAGCUCACCGCAGAUCCCGAUAGUGAAGUUGCUACGACUAGCCUCCGGGUGUCCUUGACAUGCCCUUUAGGGAAAAUGAGGCUGACAAUCCCAUGCCGUGCAGUGACCUGUACACAUCUGCAGUGCUUCGAUGCUGCCCUUUAUCUGCAAAUGAACGAGAAGAAACCCACCUGGAUUUGUCCUGUGUGUGACAAAAAGGCUGCCUAUGAAAGUCUUAUAUUAGAUGGACUUUUUAUGGAAAUUCUCAAUGACUGUUCUGAUGUGGAUGAGAUCAAAUUCCAAGAAGAUGGUUCCUGGUGUCCCAUGAGACCGAAGAAAGAAGCUAUGAAAGUGCCCAGCCAGCCGUGUCCGAAAAUAGAGAGUUCAAGUGUCCUCACCAAGCCUUGCUCAGUGACUGUAGCCAGUGAGGCCAGCAAGAAGAAAGUGGAUGUCAUUGACCUAACGAUAGAAAGCUCUUCUGAUGAAGAGGAAGACCCUCCUGCCAAAAGGAAAUGCGUCUUUAUGUCAGAAACACAGAGCAGCCCAACCAAAGGGGUUCUCAUGUAUCAGCCAUCCUCUGUAAGGGUGCCCAGUGUGACUCCGGUCGACCCUGCCGCGCUCCCGCCUUCAUUAACCGACUACUCAGUCCCAUUCCACCACACGCCAAUCUCGAGCAUGCCAUCCGAGUUGCCAGGUUUGGAUUUUCUUUCCCUUAUUCCAGUUGAUCCCCAGCAGUACUGUCCUCCUAUGUUUUUGGAUAGUCUCACCUCACCCUUAACCGCAAGCAGUACGUCUGUCACCACCACCAGCCCCCAUGAGAGCAGCCCUCACGUCGCCUCGUCCAGCAGCAGGAGUGACCCCGGGGUCAUCACCAGCAGCAGCGGCAGCAUUCCUGAUGUCAUCUCGCUGGACUGAGGAGGGCUUGCUAGGUUCUGGGAGGCGCCCGUCAGAACUGCUCACCCUCGGCUCUCUGGGCUGUGGACACGACUUUUUGGCAAGUACUUUACUAUUUAUUGCGAGCCGAGUGGAUUCUUCUGCUUCCUGAGAGAGGUGCACAGAUGGCGCGAGGAGCAGCGCAGACGCGGUCAGCAUCGCCGCGGCUUCCCCUGAGGUGGAGCUCACUGUCCCUUGAGGGAUGGAGUCUGCAGGUCAGUUCGCCUGUUCUGGUUGCGAUAAACAGCAAUAAAAAUUAUGUAAAUACGCAAGCAAACUUUUUUCUAAUGGGAAAGAAAGUUGUAAUCACUGAUUCUAGAAUGACAGCGACUUCGGUUGCCCUGAUGUGAAGGAAGAACCCACGCAAGGACUUGUGUGACUGGAGAGCCCUCUCCGUGGAGACCCCCUGUUUCGUUGAAGUGAUGACGCCUCUGCGGGCGGCGAGCCUGGGCUCCACUUCUCCCUGCGGGGCUGCUUCUCUCUGCGGUCGCCGUGAUCCCACCAAGGCAUGCCCGCCUGGGCACCCUUCAUCCUGGCCUUGGUUGCGAGGAGCGUGGGCUGCGGUGCUGGGCCCCUGUUCUUCACGGUGACGUGCAGGAUGUCGUGCAGAUCCUGCUCUGACUUCAUGUGUCUGGUUUUGGUGCCUGUACCUCCUUCUUUCUAGACAUUUUUGUAAACUUGGGACUCACCUUCCCAAGAAGUCCCCUGCAGCCGCUGAAGGAGGUGUUCUGGGGUGUGGCGUGACCAAGUUGGUUGUCAGCUCUAUUCACACCUGUCACGUGUCAGUAGUGUGGAGGCAGCUUACAGGUUGUGGGAGGUGGGAUAGCAGAGGUUAAUUUCUUCCUAAGAAGUUAAUUUUCUCCUUUAUUUUAUAGAACAGUACACAAGUAUUUGUUGAAACUGUUCAUAUUCUAGUAGCAAUGACGUACAAAAUGUUUCAGAUCUCUGAUCAUAUUUCUUAUCGAUGUAAUUUCAGUCUCAGUGAUUUUCAGAUUUAAGGAAAAAACACAAUAGCAAGGGAUGGGGGAUCCUCAGAUUUCUUUCUCCCUUUUUAAAAAAGAAAAUCUUUCCCGAAAUCACAAAAGAUCCAGGAGAAUUAGAAAUGUUUUGAUUAAUGUGAGGAAGGGCUGGGAGGACGGGCCUGAGCCCCUCCCUAUCUCACCCAGGGAGCCCGAGGCAGCACUCGGCACACUCUGGAAACCUGUCUCGGUGUGUUGGGUUUUAGAUCAUGCAGGAAACUGAAUUUUAUUCUUAGAGAAACAUUUUCGUCUAGCUUUUGUCAUUGAUGUCAUUCAGCUUCCAGAGUCAUUUCUCAGUUCACAAGGAUGUAGUGCUUUCCUGAUGUUUAGUUCUCUCUCCCCAAGCUGUGUCCACUUUAAGAGAAAGUCCCUUUCUAAAGGCCACUCGAACCACUUUCUCAAACGGAAGUGCCCCAGGAGGACCCCGCCAUUUCCGUUAGCAUGGCCACAUGCUGCCAUGCUGCUGUAGGGUGCCUGCCACCCCAGGGAGCAACUAUCCUUGCCGGGUUCUGUACUCUCCUCCUGGUGGUCCAUGAUGUCAUCUCAUAGGUUUCCGUGGCUCCUCCUGUGGUGACACCACCCUGACUCGGUGUCUCAUCCUUCUGUGGGGCUGCUCACACUUAGGGCUUUGGGGCAAACAGACCGAGCAGCCUGUAGCAGUUGUUGCGACACAUUUGCCAGCUUGCCUGCCAGGUCUCCAAGCUCUGCUGCAGCUUUCUGGGCCAGAUAGGGAGUUUCUUGGUGAGAUUUUAUGUUGCUGCUCUACAUACAGAUGGGAUUUCUAUUGACUGUAAUCAGCAAAAGUAACUUGAUUUGUGUGGUAUAAUUUGUGAAUAAAGAAAUGAUGUGUAUUGGUUA